Messenger RNA from Acanthamoeba castellanii str. Neff, 1350 nucleotides. RefSeq names its product GTPase activating Rap/RanGAP domainlike 3, putative. The record is from RefSeq and is a predicted model, not a curated record. Gene Ontology annotation, biological process: activation of GTPase activity; regulation of small GTPase mediated signal transduction. Gene Ontology annotation, cellular component: cytoplasm. The transcript has 12 exons. Gene Ontology annotation, molecular function: GTPase activator activity. NCBI's taxonomy places the organism in Eukaryota, Discosea, Longamoebia, Acanthamoebidae. Bases 1 to 1350 code for a protein of 449 amino acids.
AUGAACAUGCCUUCGGCCGGCAGAUUGUCGCUUCGUCCGGCGCCUGCCUUCCUGGCGGCACUCGAUUCGAGCAUGAUGCGGCGAUCUUCCUACGUGCAGCUCGUAGACAAGGGCAUCGUGCGCGAAUGGAACGACUCGCCUGCCCUCGACUCAGACAUGAUUGCCGCCCUGCCGCCCCCCAGCUUGCCCAACACCAACAAGCCGGCCCAGGGCAGGCUGCACUCGAGCGGUGUCUUCCCGGUGCCGAUGCCCAGCUUCUGGAACGGCAGCCCGCGGGUAUCCAACGUGAUGGUCCAGCCCUCCGGCCCGGAUGGCGGGUGGCACGUGGAGCGUGGCUCAGCGGACUUCGUUGAGGGAGCGUACAACGCGCUCGAGGAUGAUCACAGUAGCCCCUACUUCAAGAUCUACUUCAACGGCAAAGAACACACCAACUACUGGGGAGUGGAUCCACGCGUAGGCCCAGUGUUGGUGUCCGUUGCGCCCACAGGAAGCUCGGGCUCCAAGACGGUCAUAGAGACGGUGGCCACGUUCAGAUCGUCCGCCAGGCUGGUCAUGAACACGCACAAGAAGUUCAGUUUUAACAGCGAGUCUCGAAACAUCGUUGUACACCGCUGCCUUAUACAGAGCAAACACCCAGAGAUUCAGGACAUGAAGUUUCAGAAAUCGGUGAUCGACAUAACCGACGACUUGCUGCGGAUGGAGCGGUCCCAUUUCUCCUUUGACUACAAGUUUGGCGUGCUCUACUACAAGAAGAAUCAGGGCGAGAACGAGAUGUUUUCCAACUCGACGAGCCCGGAGCUGGAGAAAUUUUUGAACUUCCUGGGCGACCGGAUCACCCUCAAGGGUUGGCCGGGCUUCACGGGCGGACUUGACGUCAAGAAUGAUACGACGGGCACUCAUUCGGUGUUCACGUUGUUCCGAGACCUGAACGUGAUGUUCCAUGUCUGCACUCUGCUCCCCUACAACCCGAAGGAUCCACAACAGCUCGAAAGGAAGCGUCACAUCGGGAACGACAUCGUUGUGGUGGUCUUCGUGGAGCCUGGCGCCACGUUCGACCCGUGCAUGAUGAAGACGCAAUUCAAUCAUAUCUACGCCGUCGUAUCGAUGGACCCGGGGGAUCAAACGGUGCGACUCGAGUUUGCGGUCAAGCAGGGCGUGCGUCCCUUCGGGCCGCAGCUGUUGGCCAACCAACGCUUCUCUCUUGACGCCAGCUUCAGGGAGUUCUUCUUCAGCAAGCUCAUCAACAGCGAGCGGUCAGCGCUGAAGGCCAACGUGUUCGCCGCAAAGCUGGAGCACACACGGCUGAGGAUGAUUGAGAGUACUAUCGAGAAGCUGCAGAAGACCAAGUGA